This is a messenger RNA of Lepus europaeus (European hare), 1627 nucleotides long. It is a transcript of the gene PPP2R2D, whose product is annotated as protein phosphatase 2 regulatory subunit Bdelta. The record is from RefSeq and is a predicted model, not a curated record. Gene Ontology annotation, cellular component: protein phosphatase type 2A complex; cytosol. The transcript has 9 exons. Gene Ontology annotation, molecular function: protein binding; protein phosphatase regulator activity. Bases 76 to 1437 code for a protein of 453 amino acids. Lineage: Eukaryota; Metazoa; Chordata; Mammalia; Lagomorpha; Leporidae. Gene Ontology annotation, biological process: peptidyl-serine dephosphorylation.
GCGGCUGGGCUGAGCGCGGGGCGGCGGCGCGGAGGCGCCUCCUGGUCCGCCGCGGUCUGUCCCCGCGCCGCUGCCAUGGCGGGAGCCGGAGGCGGCGGCUGCCCCGCGGGCGGCAACGACUUCCAGUGGUGCUUCUCGCAGGUCAAGGGGGCCAUCGACGAGGACGUGGCGGAAGCUGACAUCAUUUCAACCGUUGAGUUUAACUGCUCGGGAGACCUUCUUGCAACAGGAGACAAGGGCGGCAGAGUGGUUAUUUUUCAGCGGGAACAAGAGAGUAAAAGCCGUCCCCAUUCUCGGGGAGAAUAUAAUGUUUACAGCACCUUUCAGAGCCACGAGCCAGAGUUUGACUAUUUGAAAAGUCUAGAAAUUGAGGAGAAAAUUAAUAAAAUCAGGUGGUUACCACAACAGAAUGCUGCUCAUUUUCUACUGUCUACAAAUGAUAAAACGAUUAAAUUAUGGAAGAUAAGCGAACGGGAUAAAAGAGCGGAGGGCUACAACUUGAAGGAUGAAGACGGACGCCUUCGGGGUCCGUUCAGGGUCACGGCACUGCGGGUCCCCACAUUGAAGCCCAUGGACCUUAUGGUGGAAGCCAGCCCACGGCGGAUCUUUGCGAAUGCUCACACGUAUCACAUCAAUUCCAUUUCAGUGAACAGUGACCACGAGACGUAUCUCUCUGCAGAUGACCUGCGAAUUAACCUGUGGCACCUGGAAAUCACAGACAGAAGUUUCAACAUCGUGGACAUCAAGCCCGCGAACAUGGAGGAGCUGACGGAGGUCAUCACGGCGGCCGAGUUCCACCCACACCAGUGCAAUGUGCUCGUCUACAGCAGCAGCAAGGGCACCGUGCGGCUGUGCGACAUGCGCUCGUCCGCCCUGUGCGACAGGCACGCCAAAUUCUUUGAGGAGCCCGAGGAUCCCAGCAGCAGGUCCUUCUUCUCAGAGAUCAUCUCCUCCAUCUCCGACGUGAAGUUCAGCCACAGCGGGCGGUACAUGAUGACCAGGGACUACCUGUCGGUGAAGGUGUGGGACCUCAACAUGGAGAGCAGGCCCGUGGAGACGCACCAGGUGCAUGAGUACCUGCGCGGCAAGCUCUGCUCGCUCUACGAGAACGACUGCAUCUUUGACAAGUUUGAGUGCUGCUGGAACGGCUCCGACAGCGCCAUCAUGACCGGCUCCUACAACAACUUCUUCAGGAUGUUUGACAGGAGCUCGCGGAGGGACGUCACGCUGGAGGCCUCUCGCGAGAACAGCAAGCCUCGCGCCAGUCUCAAGCCCCGGAAGGUGUGUGCGGGCGGGAAGAGGAAGAAAGACGAGAUCAGUGUGGACAGUCUGGACUUCAACAAGAAGAUCCUGCACACGGCCUGGCACCCGGUGGAGAACACCAUCGCCGUGGCCGCCACCAAUAACUUGUAUAUAUUCCAGGACAAGGCCAACUAGGGACGCCGGCUCUGUCUCUGUCGCCAUCGCCAUCACCAUGCCGGCCUCCCUGCCCCAGGAGGGCAGCGGCCUCCCCGGCACAAGCGCCAGGCCCCUCUCCCUGCCUUCCCGCGUGCGGGGAGAGCUGGGGGCUGCUGCUGCAGGCAGAGUUGGACGUUGCUCAAUAAAGGCCAUUCCUCAAGUAAACGUA